AUGGGCCGGUGGGUGAUGUUGACCUGGACGUUUCGUGCAUUUGUUUGGGCCGGUGAGAAGAUCUUGCCAGUCUUGCAGGCCUCCUUCGUUCCGAUGGGAGGUAUUCUGUUGGUAACGCUGUUCAUCUUCGCCGGCUUUUGGCACUCCUUUGCAGCGUUGACCCUGGCCCAGGGCGUUCUGGACCAGUACCAGGUUCUCCUCGCCACGCUUCGACUUCUGAUCCUCGGUGAUGGCGACGGCGCGGCAGUGGUGCUGGGGCUUUACAAUGGUGACGAGGAGCUCGGCUCGCACAUCACCUUCAUUCUCUGGUUCAUUGCCGUCAUUGCCUUCUGCAUCUGUCUGCUGAACCUUUUCAUCGCAGUGCACGGUGAGGCAUAUGGCAAAGCGCAGGAGACGGCGCACAUCUCCUUCCUGCAGGAAAGAGCGGCCAUCUGCUUGCACUGUCUGCUGAUGCCUUGCUGGCUCCCGACAGGUUGGCAGUCGCAGGCUUCGUGCCCGAAGGCCUUGGCCGUACUCAUCUACGCCCUGACCUUCGUUGCGUGGGGUGUCCUGGUCUGGUACACACAGUUGCAUCCCUGGGUGGCUGCUGGCGUGCUCCUGGCAGGCAGCUUGGUUGCAGACAUCGUUCUUCUGCAGCUGCCGUGGCGAAAGGAGGAUUCUGAGAAGCUUUUCUUUUGGAUCUGCCAUCGCGAUGACUACGAUGACACCGCCUCACUUCCAGCGGACACCUUCGAUGAUGCCCCUGGUGCUUCAGCGGAGCAGCAAGAGGCUGUUGUCCGUACGUCGAGGCUUUCCACGAAACUUGGGAAUCUCAAGAGCUCUGUGGAAAUGCAGCGGUUUGGCACUGACCUGAGCGGCCUCGAAGGCCGGCUCAGCCACCUCGAGAAGUGCGUGGAGCGGGCCAUGGCAGCCUUCGCUGUCCUCGAGUAG
Messenger RNA from Symbiodinium natans, 930 nucleotides. NCBI's taxonomy places the organism in Eukaryota, Dinophyceae, Suessiales, Symbiodiniaceae. The record is from the annotation of a GenBank genome assembly.